Messenger RNA from Caenorhabditis auriculariae, 3655 nucleotides. The record is from the annotation of a GenBank genome assembly. Lineage: Eukaryota; Metazoa; Nematoda; Chromadorea; Rhabditida; Rhabditidae.
AUGCAUCGGUUAGCCCCGGUGACGACGACGCCGCCGUCGAACCCAUCGGGGGACGACAGCUCGAGCAAGAUUCCUUCGCCGAACAUCGAGUUUCUGUCCGACGACGGCAAGAAGUCCAUCAGAUGCUCGAUGCCCCAGAAAACGGUGGAGAUGCUCAAGCUGAUGCAGAAGCGGAUCCGCGAGUCGAAGCCGACGACGCCCCACGACAAGGUCAUCUUCUUCGAUGAGCUCAUGGAGAUGUGUCUCCGCGCCAGGGAACAGAUGCUCAUCGACCCGCCUCUCGUCGAGUUGGUCGUGUUUUUUUCAAAGAUCUUUCAUGGGCUUUAGCAAGGUUUUCAAUGGGAGGACAAGCAAAAAAAAAGUUCUAUCUAUUUUUUCAAUUUUUCUAAAGAAAAAAAAAACACAGCAGAAUCUGAGCUUAUAAAAUAUUUUUUUUGCGUCUUUUCUCAUGAAACCUCUGCAAACUCCGAAAGAUCUUUGCAAUUCGGUCGAAUUUGAAGAGAAAAUGUCUAAUUUCUCUCUUUUGAAGAAUCGAAGCUCCAGUUUUCAUUCUUGGUGACCUUCAUGGUCAGCUACAUGAUCUGCUUGCCAUGCUGGAGGUUCGUAGAAAGUGCAAUGGAUGGUAAAAAGUCUGAAGAACCAGGCGAAAGUACGCUCUAAAGAUAAUUCAAGUGUUUUAAAUCAGAGUUUUUGAUUUUUUUCAAUUGAAUUUUUUUAGUAGAUAUCUCUUUAUAGAAAUAUGGAGAUUCCAUAGAACGCGAAUGAAGUUUUUCGAUUUCAAGAAAAGUUUUAAAAAAGAAGUAAAAAAUAAAAAACCGAACCUUUUUUCAUCCAUGGAGUACACAUUCAUCGAUGCUCAAGACCGUUUUUCAUUUUUCUUUUUUUUUCCAACGUUUUCAAAACAUACUCAUUCAACUUCUCCAAAAAGCUUUAGAAGACUGGUCGACCCCCCGACAAAAAGUUUUUAUUCCUCGGAGAUUACGUCGACCGCGGGGCACAUAGUAUCGAGACGAUUUCGCUUUUGUUGUGCUUUAAGGUUUUUUUUGUCAUCGAGAUAACGAAAUAUUGUUGCUUCAAGUUGCUCUACCCGAAUAGGAUGUACCUGUUACGGGGCAAUCACGAGACGCGGAUCGUCAAUAGAAAUUAUGGUUUCUAUGACGAGUGUCUGCGGAAGUUCAACCCUCAACAAGGUGCCUGGAAGUAACUUCUUUCAUGGACUUUCAUGGACUUUCAUGGAUUUCAUGGAUUUUAGUCUUGAAAUUGAUAGGCGUGCAUCUGUGGAGCAUGUACCAGCACGUCUUCAACUGCUUGCCAUUCGCCGCCAGAAUCAAUAAACGAGUUUUCUGUGUCCAUGGCGGCAUUUCGGAGGAGCUGUACACAUUUCGGCAGUUUUCGAGGUUGAUUUUUGACUAGAACCCGACUUGAUACAGUCUGGACUGUCAUAUUUCACAUCGUCGAGGUCAUAGAAGAUGAAAAUGAAGCACAGGAAUCAGAUUUUUCAAUUUUACGCUGUCGAAGAAUAACUUUCCUUCAAGAAUCGUCCGGCCUACUGACGUCUGCGAUAUCGGAAUGCUUUGCGAUUUGAUUUGGGCGGACCCAUCGCCGACGACGGCGCGAUACGCUCCAAGCCCUCGCGGAAUCUCGCAGGUUGCUUGGUUUUUCGCUCCUGCAUAUGCUGAAAAAUAACAGAAAAAGUCCGAAAAUUUCUCGUUUGAUCUGUGGAAGAACAUCUUCAAAAUAAUUGACCAAUUGAGCAAAGUUCAAAGGAAAGAUCUUUUUAAGGGAUCUAGAAAAUCGUCUCUGAUUAUACAUUUCUCACGGCGUGUUUUUGAGUGGUAUUUUAAAGACCUUCCAGGUUCCUCUUCGAAAAAGAUCGGAAUUUUUCGAAAAAUUUUGACUCACUGAAAAACAUCUCUGAUUGGCCGACCACCAUUUUAGCAUAUCAGAGGCUGGUCGAGCCAUUCAGAAACUUAGUUGCUUCUAGCGGCCCAUUUUACCUUGUUUUCUCUAGAUUUUCGGAAAAACUGCGGUUCAAGAGUUCUGCAAAGCGUUGUGCAUAGACGUCGUUUGUCGGGCUCACCAAUGCGUCAUGGAAGGGUGCCUCCAUCAAAGUGAUCACUUGAGUGUGAAUACCUUCAGAUAUGAGAUGUUUGCCGACAAACGCUGUAUCACCGUCUUCUCUGCUCCGUGUUACUGUGGAGAGAUUAACAAUUCUGCAGCGAUUCUGUAUAUAAAUAGGUGGUCAUUUAGAUUGUAUUUUCAUUUUGACUUGUAAUGUUUCAGUCGUAUGGAGAUUCGAAUACUGAAACACACGAAGAAAAUGAAAGGAAAGGAACCGGAGAAGAACCCGUCGCCGAACCCCAAAUGAUUCAGUCGUGUUCUUUUUGUUUGGAAUGAAGUUUUUUGACAAAGCUUUUUUGGGUUUGGAAGGGAUGCGAAGUGGGAAGAAGCUGUGGAAAAAGUGAAGUAAUAAAUAAAAAGAAAAUAAUUUUUUUGAGGAAGUUAGUUUCCGGGUUGGUGAGAAGGAAGGAUUAUAGAAGAAGGGAACAAUGUCAGAAAGCGAAAGUGAAUGCAGAAAGUUGUCUAGAAAACUAAACUUCUUUUUGAAGGUUUUUCCAUAAAGUUUUUUUCAUUUCAGAGACGGUUGGAGAGCUGGAAUAGCUUUGCUCCAACGGUUGAUAGCUGAUGAAAAGCCCAAAUCUCUUACUUCUUGCUCGUUUUUGAUCCUUCAAGAGGCGCAUGAAAAGAAGGAAACUAGAGAAGGUAUAAUUAUCUUUUUCACACUUUAUAAAAAAAUUUAUUGAAAGAAAACUAUUUCAGCCGAAAAUUCGCUCAAACCGUUUGUUAAGAUGUCGACUCUUGUCAAUAUCGGCCGUUUUGUACUCUUAGAGGCGGGCCAAGGGUUGGCAGUUGCUGAUGAACUCAAGGUCACGAAAUUUUCGAACUUGCAAUUUUCUAACUAUAUUAUCAUGAUCAAUAAACAGGUUAAACGACUCGAAAAAAACUUGCGUUAUUUGAACUCGAAAUUCAGAAUGUUUCGUUCAAGAAUUCAUUUGUAGGCCCUUUAUAAACUCAAUUAAAAUAUAUUUUCGAGAUUUCAGAGAUCAGAUUCGACCCUGACUAAUGAAGAUGUUCGAUUUCUUGUCGAAAUGAGCGGGAGAUUCAAAAGAGUUGAGAAGAAAAUGAAAAGUCCCUAUUUCAAGUUUCAAAUUGUUUACAGUCGGAGCCUCUUCAACGCCUGCUGGACAUUGCAAAGUUCACGGAUUUAUCUCAGAAAAAUAUAGUUUCAAUUCUAGAUCAGCUUGUUAAAGUUUAUGGUGGGUUUUGUUUUGGAUUAAUCAAAUUUCGAAAGUUUUGAAUUGAGUUUUUUUCAGCUUGAAAAAAGUUCGAUUAUAUUAAGUCAACUUUUGAAAUUUGAAGGUUUUUCUUCUAGAAAAAAUAUUUUUUCACAUCCACCCUUGAGAAAAUCUGAAUUUUUCCACGAUUUUCAGGUAAAAAAUCGGACGUCGAAGGUCUCGAAAGGUGUAUUGAUAUCGUUGUCAGAGCGUCUUUGAUGGAAUUCGACCAAAAAACACUACUUUCGAAAAUUCGCCACUUUUAUAAAUGCAUCAAUGUUAAGGCCCCCGAAAAAUUGUACAGACUUAUUGGAAGCUGA